Molecule: messenger RNA, 6691 nt
Organism: Ochotona princeps (American pika)
Lineage: Eukaryota; Metazoa; Chordata; Mammalia; Lagomorpha; Ochotonidae
Gene: DSCAM
Product: DS cell adhesion molecule
Exons: 33
Coding region: 1-6096 (2031 amino acids)
Biological process (GO): homophilic cell-cell adhesion; dendrite self-avoidance; axon guidance
Cellular component (GO): plasma membrane; axon
Molecular function (GO): cell-cell adhesion mediator activity
Source: RefSeq, a predicted model, not a curated record
AUGACCACUCAGAGUCUCAGGGGUGAGAAAGAGCUAAGCGAGGGCCUGGUGACUGCCGGAGGAGGUGAGGCAGGCAAGGGCCUGGUGACGGCCGGAGGAGUUUUCAGUGAAGACCUACACUCCAGCCUCUACUUUGUCAAUGCAUCUCUGCAAGAGGUAGUGUUCGCGAGCACCUCGGGGACCCUGGUGCCCUGCCCGGCCGCAGGCAUCCCUCCUGUGACUCUCCGAUGGUACCUCGCCACAGGCGAGGAGAUCUACGAUGUGCCCGGGAUCCGCCACGUCCACCCCAACGGCACUCUCCAGAUUUUCCCCUUCCCGCCUUCCAGCUUUAGUACCUUAAUCCAUGAUAAUACUUAUUACUGCACAGCUGAAAAUCCUUCAGGGAAAAUUAGAAGUCAGGAUGUCCACAUCAAGGCUGUUUUACGGGAGCCCUAUACAGUCCGUGUGGAGGACCAGAAAACCAUGAGAGGCAAUGUCGCGGUCUUCAAGUGCAUUAUCCCCUCCUCGGUGGAGGCGUACAUCACUGUCGUCUCAUGGGAGAAAGACACUGUCUCACUUGUCUCAGGAUCUAGAUUUCUCAUCACAUCCACGGGAGCCUUGUAUAUUAAAGAUGUACAGAAUGAAGAUGGAUUGUAUAACUACCGCUGUAUCACACGGCACAGAUACACCGCCGAGACGAGACAGAGUAACAGCGCUCGACUUUUUGUAUCAGACCCAGCGAAUUCAGCCCCAUCCAUACUGGAUGGGUUUGACCAUCGCAAAGCCAUGGCAGGGCAGCGUGUGGAGCUGCCUUGCAAAGCGCUUGGGCACCCUGAGCCAGAUUAUCGCUGGUUGAAGGACAACAUGCCCCUGGAACUUUCUGGAAGGUUCCAGAAGACCAUAACCGGACUGCUCAUUGAGAACGCCCGGCCAUCAGACUCAGGCAGCUACGUGUGUGAAGUGUCCAACAGAUAUGGAACUGCUAAGGUGAUAGGCCGCCUGUACGUGAAACAGCCUCUGAAAGCCACCAUCAGUCCCCGGAAGGUUAAGAGCAGCGUGGGGAGCCAGGUCUCCUUAUCCUGCCGCGUGACAGGGGCUGAGGACCAGGAACUCUCUUGGUACCGCAAUGGUGAAAUCCUCAACCCUGGCAAAAAUGUGAGGAUCACAGGGAUCAACCACGAAAACCUUAUCAUGGAUCACAUGGUCAAGAGUGACGGUGGCGCUUACCAGUGCUUCGUGAGAAGAGAUAAACUGUCGGCUCAGGACUAUGUGCAGGUGGUCCUUGAAGAUGGAACUCCCAAGAUUAUUUCUGCCUUCAGUGAAAAAGUGGUGAGUCCAGCAGAGCCUGUGUCCCUCAUGUGCAACGUGAAGGGAACACCACUGCCCACGAUCACGUGGACCCUGGAUGACGACCCGAUCCUCAAGGGCGGCAGCCACCGCAUCAGCCAGAUGAUCACGUCCGAGGGGAAUGUGGUCAGCUACCUGAACAUCUCCAGCGCGCAGGUGCGGGACGGGGGUGUGUACCGCUGCACGGCCAACAACUCGGCGGGAGUCGUCCUCUACCAGGCUCGAAUAAACGUAAGAGGGCCGGCAAGCAUUCGACCAAUGAAAAACAUCACGGCGAUAGCAGGCCGGGACACCUAUAUUCACUGCCGAGUGAUUGGCUAUCCCUAUUACUCCAUCAAAUGGUACAAGAACUCUAACCUGCUUCCUUUCAACCACCGCCAGGUGGCCUUUGAAAACAAUGGAACUCUAAAACUCUCCGAUGUGCAAAAGGAAGUUGAUGAGGGAGAGUACACUUGCAAUGUGUUGGUUCAGCCGCAGCUCUCCACCAGCCAGAGCGUCCAUGUGACAGUGAAAGUCCCACCCUUCAUCCAGCCCUUCGAGUUCCCAAGAUUCUCCAUCGGGCAGCGGGUCUUCAUCCCCUGUGUGGUGGUCUCCGGAGACCUGCCCAUCACCAUCACUUGGCAGAAGGAUGGCCGGCCAAUCCCAGCGAGUCUCGGGGUAACCAUUGACAACAUCGACUUCACGAGCUCUCUGAGGAUCUCCAACCUGUCCCUGAUGCACAACGGGAACUACACGUGCAUAGCCCGGAACGAGGCGGCCGCUGUGGAGCACCAGAGUCAGCUCAUCGUGAGAGUGCCUCCCAAGUUCGUGGUUCAACCCCGGGACCAGGAUGGGAUUUAUGGCAAAGCUGUCAUCCUCAAUUGCUCAGCAGAGGGUUAUCCUGUACCCACCAUUGUGUGGAAAUUCUCUAAAGGUGCUGGGGUGCCCCAGUUCCAGCCAAUUGCCCUCAACGGCCGAAUCCAGGUGCUCAGCAAUGGGUCCCUGCUGAUCAAGCAUGUGGUAGAAGAAGACAGCGGUUACUACCUGUGCAAGGUCAGCAACGACGUGGGCGCAGACGUCAGCAAGUCCAUGUACCUGACGGUGAAAAUCCCUGCAAUGAUCACAUCCUAUCCCAACACCACCCUGGCCACUCAGGGGCAGAAGAAGGAGAUGAGCUGCACCGCCCAUGGUGAGAAGCCCAUCAUUGUCCGCUGGGAGAAGGAGGACAGGAUCAUCAACCCCGAAAUGGCCCGCUACCUCGUGUCCACCAAGGAGGUGGGGGAGGAGGUGAUCUCCACUCUGCAGAUUUUGCCAACUGUGAGAGAAGAUUCUGGCUUCUUCUCCUGCCAUGCUAUCAAUUCUUACGGGGAGGACCGUGGAAUCAUCCAACUCACAGUGCAAGAGCCCCCAGACCCACCCGAGAUUGAGAUCAAAGAUGUGAAAGCACGCACCAUCACACUCAGGUGGACCAUGGGCUUCGACGGCAACAGCCCCAUCACGGGCUAUGACAUUGAGUGCAAAAACAAAUCAGACUCCUGGGAUUCUGCUCAGAGAACCAAAGAUGUUUCCCCUCAGCUGAACUCGGCCACCAUCAUUGAUAUCCACCCUUCCUCCACCUACAGCAUCCGCAUGUACGCCAAGAACCGGAUUGGCAAGAGCGAACCCAGCAACGAGCUCACCAUCACUGCGGACGAGGCAGCUCCCGACGGUCCACCUCAGGAAGUGCACCUGGAACCCAUCUCAUCACAGAGCAUCAGGGUCACCUGGAAGGCUCCCAAGAAACAUUUGCAAAAUGGGAUCAUCCGUGGCUACCAAAUAGGUUACCGGGAGUACAGCACGGGGGGCAACUUCCAGUUCAACAUCAUCAGCAUUGACACCACGGGGGACAGCGAGGUCUACACCCUGGACAACCUCCACAAGUUCACCCAGUACGGCCUGGUGGUGCAGGCCUGUAACCGGGCCGGCACUGGGCCUUCUUCUCAGGAAAUCAUCACCACCACCCUGGAGGAUGUGCCCAGUUACCCUCCUGAAAAUGUUCAAGCCAUAGCAACAUCGCCAGAAAGCAUAUCCAUCUCCUGGGCCACGCUUUCCAAGGAAGCCUUGAACGGGAUCCUGCAGGGCUUCCGAGUCAUUUACUGGGCCAACCUCAUGGACGGAGAGCUGGGUGAGAUUAAGAAUGUCACCACUGUGCAGCCUUCCCUGGAGCUGGACGGGCUGGAGAAGUAUACCAACUACAGCAUCCAGGUGUUGGCUUUUACUCGCGCUGGGGACGGGGUCAGGAGCGAGCAGAUCUUCACCCGGACCAAGGAGGAUGUUCCAGGUCCUCCGGCGGGCGUGAAGGCAGCUGCGGCCUCGGCCUCUAUGGUGUUUGUGUCAUGGCUGCCGCCUCUGAAGCUGAACGGCAUCAUCCGGAAGUACACGGUGUUCUGCUCACACCCGUACCCCACAGUGAUCAGCGAGUUUGAAGCCUCCCCUGACUCAUUUUCCUACAGAAUCCCCAACCUGAGUCGGAACCGUCAGUACAGCGUCUGGGUGGUGGCCGUUACGUCGGCAGGAAGAGGGAACAGCAGUGAAAUCAUCACGGUAGAGCCAUUAGCUAAAGCCCCUGCCCGAAUACUCACCUUCAGUGGGACGGUGACUACUCCAUGGAUGAAGGACAUUGUCCUGCCUUGCAAGGCUGUUGGCGACCCUUCUCCUGCAGUAAAAUGGAUGAAAGACAGUAACGGGACACCCAGCCUGGUGACGAUUGAUGGGCGCCGGGGCCUCUUCAGCAACGGCAGCUUCAUCAUCCGCACGGUCAAGGCCGAGGACUCUGGCUACUACAGCUGCGUUGCCAACAACAACUGGGGCUCGGAUGAAAUCAUCCUCAACUUGCAAGUGCAAGUCCCACCAGAUCAGCCUCGGCUUACAGUAUCCAAAACCACAGCCUCCUCCAUCACCCUCUCCUGGCUGCCUGGGGACAAUGGGGGCAGUUCUAUCAGAGGUUACAUCUUGCAAUACUCUGAAGACAACAGUGAGCAGUGGGGCAGUUUUCCCAUCAGCCCCAGCGAGCGCUCCUACCGUUUGGAAAACCUGAAAUGUGGGACUUGGUACAAGUUCACACUCACUGCCCAGAAUGGAGUGGGCCCAGGGCGCAUCAGUGAAAUCAUAGAGGCGAAGACGCUAGGUAAAGAGCCCCAGUUCUCCAAGGAGCAAGAACUCUUUGCCAGCAUCAACACCACACGCGUGAGGCUGAACCUCAUCGGCUGGAAUGACGGUGGCUGCCCCAUCACCUCCUUCACGCUUGAGUACAGGCCCUUCGGGACUACGGUGUGGACCACGGCUCAGCGUACCUCCCUCUCCAAGUCCUACAUAUUAUAUGACCUGCAGGAAGCCACGUGGUAUGAGCUGCAGAUGCGGGUGUGCAACAGCGCCGGCUGUGCAGAGAAGCAAGCCAACUUCGCCACACUCAACUAUGAUGGCAGUACCAUCCCUCCGCUCAUCAAGUCUGUGGUCCAGAGUGAGGAAGGGCUGAGCACCAAUGAAGGGCUCAAGAUGCUGGUGGCCAUCUCCUGCAUCCUGGUUGGUGUCUUGCUGCUGUUUGUGCUUCUGCUUGUGGUGCGCAGGAGGCGGCGGGAGCAGAGGCUGAAGAGGCUCAGAGAUGCAAAGAGUUUGGCUGAAAUGCUUAUGAGUAAAAACACCCGGACGUCGGACACCCUGAGCAAGCAACAGCAGACUCUAAGAAUGCACAUUGACAUACCCAGGGCUCAGCUCCUGAUUGAAGAGCGAGACACAAUGGAGACCAUCGAUGAUCGCUCCACAGUCCUGUUGACAGAUGCUGACUUCGGAGAGGCCGCAAAACAAAAGUCCCUGACGGUGACUCACACGGUCCAUUACCAGUCCGUGUCUCAGGCCACAGGACCCCUCGUGGAUGUUUCAGAUGCCCGGCCAGGAACGAAUCCCACCACCAGGAGGAACGCCAAGGCAGGACCCACUGCCAGGAAUCGGUACGCCAGCCAGUGGACCCUCAACAGACCACACCCCACCAUCUCAGCACACACCCUUACCACAGACUGGAGGCUGCCCACCCCCAGGGCUACAGGAUCCGUGGACAAGGAGAGUGACAGCUACAGUGUCAGUCCCUCACAAGACACAGAUCGAGCAAGAAGCAGCAUGGUCUCCACAGAAAGUGCCUCCUCCACGUAUGAAGAACUGGCCAGGGCCUACGAGCACGCCAAAAUGGAAGAGCAGUUGAGGCACGCCAAGUUCACCAUCACAGAGUGCUUCAUAUCCGACACGUCAUCUGAACAGUUGACGGCAGGGACCAAUGAGUACACGGACAGUCUGACCUCCAGCACCCCUUCGGAGUCGGGCAUCUGCAGGUUUACUGCAUCCCCCCCCAAACCUCAGGAUGGAGGACGGGUGAUGAACAUGGCAGUUCCAAAGGCACAUCGGCCAGGUGACCUCAUCCAUCUGCCUCCAUACCUUAGAAUGGACUUCUUAUUAAACCGAAGUGGUCCGGGCCCCAGCAGGGACCUGAGUUUAGGACAAGCAUGCUUGGAACCUCAGAAAAGUCGGACCCUGAAGCGCCCCACGGUCCUUGAGCCCAUCCCGAUGGAGGCCUCCUCCGCCACGUCCUCCACGAGAGAGGGACAGUCGUGGCAGCAGGGGGCUGUGGCCACAUUACCUCAGCGGGAAGGGGCUGAGCUGGGACAGGCAGCUAAAAUGAGCAGCUCCCAGGAAUCACUGCUCGACUCUCGGGGCCACUUGAAAGGAAACAACCCAUACGCCAAGUCGUACACCCUGGUAUAGCAGACAGCAUGACUGCGGCGCCAUUGUAAAUACGAUUUAAACCAUUCAGUCAAAGCUACCUUUUUUUUACGGAAUUCCAAUAUUUAUAAUGAAAGAAAAUUGCCAAAAUAUAUUAAAAAAAAAAAGAGAGAGAGAGGAAAAAAAAAACACUGAGACCACAGACAGUGCAAAGACUGUCGUGCUUUUUUUCUGUCUGAGUGUGAGUUCCACCCGUCUGGGCAUCUGGUUUUUUGGGAAAGAAGUCCAGUUUUAUGACCUUCACAGGCUACUGUAUUUUUACUGAUUUUCUACAAAGUGCAUGGGGGACCUAAUUAAACCUUCUGGCUAGAGAGUCCGACCACACAAGAGUCAAGCAAGAAAACAGAAGAGGAGGGCAUCAGUCUAUUUGUGGAUUUCAAAGGAACCUUGGUUUGGGGGCAGGGGACAGCUUUAGUCAUGUUCGCACACCUUUCUUUCCCAUUAGAAACUGGCUCCCCGAUUUGAACUUCUGUUGUUAAUUAGGAUGAGUGCCGACAGUGAAGGGGUGUGGGGGGGGUCGAUUUCAUUCUCUCUUUGGUUUAUUUUUUAAUUUAACGAGACACUCUGCAUUUUGUCU